Messenger RNA from Penicillium diatomitis, 1215 nucleotides. Its product is annotated as F-box domain protein. The coding region runs from base 1 to 1215 and encodes 404 amino acids. The record is from RefSeq and is a predicted model, not a curated record. NCBI's taxonomy places the organism in Eukaryota, Fungi, Ascomycota, Eurotiomycetes, Eurotiales, Aspergillaceae. The transcript has a single exon.
AUGGACGGGGGUUGGGGAUUACCAUCGUCCUCGAAUCACCCAUCUAUUGCCAUAUCUGGGCCGGAUCGCGUCGGCCAUGUCGCUCUGAGGAAGCGAGUCGGCGAUGCAGUGCGCCUUGACGAUCGCAAAAUGCCGUCCCGAAUGGAGGGCCUUCCAACUGAGCUGCUGGAUUGGAUCAUCUUCUAUCUGAACCAGAGCCCUCCAUCAGAAAGGCGGGUCUACCGGGAGCCGGAACAAACAAUCACAGAGUCGCCCGAUCGAAGCUUGAAGCACUUGUCCGCAACAUGCUCUCGCUUCGCCUCUUUAAUCCGACCGCAUCUCUUCACUCAUGCACGCCUUGGACCGCGAGAAGAUUGGAGCGACUUUCGUAGCUUUGUGACCGAAUGGAGUCUAAGUCAACAUGUCACCUCACUGGUGAUAUCAUUUCCUUCGGAAUAUCAGACUCAAUUCUCGUUGCGGGAUUGGGUGACACGAUUGUUCGAUUUCCUCGAUCCGAAGCGAUUGACGAUCCUUGCCCCACCCAGGAUCAUCGGUGACAUGCUGCACACAGCCAUCAAUGAGAAGGAUGGCUGGGCGUUUGAGAUCGACCUCCAGAUCUUGCAAUUGACACAAGAGGGAUAUGGCAAUCCAUCUGCCCAUCAAACCGCCAACCAUACAAGGCAAUCCAGCAUGGUUCUCAAUCUCCGGCCAUGGACCGCGCUCCUUUUCAACGAGUCCACUUCUCUUCGAGCCUACAACCACUACGAAUAUUUCCUCUCACAAGUUCCGUCGGUGUUGGGACAAUGGGGCCAGGGAUCUUUGCCGGUGGCACCUGGACCUGAGCUUACUGCUCACUUUCACCAUCUGCAGGAUUUGACGUAUACCGCAGUAUUUCCCUUCUACAAUCACGUGGAUCAUGUAUGCUCUGCCAUGGAAUAUAUGCCACGACUGCGCAAGGUGACUGUUCAGCUGGCCCCGGAAUCUGGAAAUCGGGCCACAGAGCUUGAGCAGCGCGGCUCUAUGGACCCGAAUGACCCCUGGAUGGAGCUGGAAUCCUCCUACUCGGUCAUGGUCUUCAAAGUGCGCGCCAAGAGCUCAGUGAUGGAGUUUCAUAGCCGAGACUACCAUGUCGAGGCAGUACGAUCGUCUCUUAUGGAAAUCAUGAGCGGAGAGCUCCUGGGCUGGACCCAUGAUGGACAGGGAUGUUGGAGACGACCCAAAUCAGAAGCAUUGUAG